AGUGCACCACAGUGGCAGGCAGCUCCAGCUCAAAUAUAUUAUAAACAAGAAGUCAAGCCGGCUCACCUCGUAAAAAGCGCAUUCAACACAUGCAUAAAAAGUAGUUUGUGAUGAAUGCGUCUCACAGGCAAACAAGAUGACUGCAGCUUCAUGUAAACUGGAUGAUGGACAGAGCAAUCCUGCCAAAUGUUUCCCACCCCGGACAUUAUACCGGCCAAGGAAAGAAGGUGCUGGUCAUUGGCUCGUGGCCUACAGAAAGGCAGAGGAGCAGAGAUAUAGGAAUGUGCACCAAAGGAAAAAAGGGGCUUAUAAAGAAUGUGAGAACAACAGGUGGGCAGAUUCUCCUCAUGCUAACACAUUAGAUGGACCUCUACUGCUCCAUUUACAUUGUGUUGAUAAGCCGUCUGAGCUCUGCUCUGUCGACAUCAGUGAGCAGAAACUGGAGGCUGUGAAGCCGGAGGAACUUAAGGAGUUUGACAAUGUAGCUUACAUCGAUGCAUCUGUUAACUCCCUCUCUUUAGCGUCUUUCAGCAGCUUUGUGUCUUUAAGAGAACUCAAUCUGUCAUUAAAUGGGCUUUGCCGUAUGACGUUUCAUGCUGCUGACUUCCCUCAUCUCGAGGUUUUAGAUUUGUCCUACAACACUUUGUCAGCUGAUGAUAUUGUUCUGAUCGGUCGGCUUCCACGUCUAAAAGUCUUUCAUCUGACUGGAAACCAGCUUCAGCAUCUUCCUCCUAAUCUGGGAUCCUCCAACUUUGACUCAACUCAACAGCCGGCUAAAGAAGAAGAAGACACACGAUUCAAAGCUCUUGAAGUCCUGAUGCUUGACGAUAACAAACUGUCCUCUGGUGUCUUCAACAGUCUCGCAAACCUCAAGAGGCUAAGGUAUUUAAACCUACAAGGGAACCGCAUUUCUGAGAUACCAUAUUUGCAGCUUGCAGUUCGGUCCAAACCUUUGCAGACUUCUAUUGAAGAGCAAGCUGAAGAAGAGGGAUUGGCCCACGCUGAGACAAAUUCCAACAUCACUCAACAGCAAAACUGGGAGCAGAAAACAUCCAGCUUCCCACUACCACAGCUUCAGGUCCUCAAUUUAUCCGACAACAAGAUUUCAGAGGAGGAAGCAGUGAUGGCAGUCGCUCUCUUCCCAAUGCUUCAAGAAAUUGACCUUCACUCCAACCCUCUGACCACACGGAGGAGUGGAGACCCUCCUUUACUGACCUAUUACCUCCAAGAGAGACUGGGGAUUAUGAUAAAGCGUAAGAAGACUGAAGAAGUAGUGAAGCUGCCUCUGAAGGUGUCUACGGAUCCAAAAUGGAAGGUGGAAGAAAGAUUCCUAAAAAAGCCCAUGUUAAUGGAUGCACCGUCUCCUGCUGAAAGAAGUGAAAGAAUACGAGAAUAUGAGGCGGAGAACAGCGGAGAGGACACCUUCCAUGAAGAUGCAGGGCACUUCUUUGUCACUCAGGCAACAGAUGGUCAUGAAUAUGAUCUUCCAGCUGAUAGUAAAGAAACGGCAGAGAACAAGGAUGAUGACAUUGCUGAAAGAUUCACACUCCACAAAAUGUCGAUGAAUGCAAAAUCAAACCCUGAUGCGGUGGAGCCCGUUGGAAUUCAAACCGCUGUUCGGAUGCUGGAACACACACUGAAGAAUCUUAAUGUUUACAGAGAAUCCAAACCAAAACUUGAUAGCAUCCAGACGCCUUACAGAGAAAGAGAGAAAAGGAUUAAGGAGCUUCCAGCUGUGAAGCCAAACAAGCAGCCAACUGAAAGGCUUGAUGAAAUGAUCAAGGAAAUCAAGGAGAGUAGAACAAUCAGAGAAGUCCCCUUAAGCAGAGCCAUACACGGCAGCGGUGUUAACAAGCAAGAGCAUAAGGAAGCUCUGUUGCUGCUGAGGGACAUGAAGGCAAAACACAAGAUGGUCCAUAAGAAAACAAUGGAGCAAGCAGCCAGCCUCGAGUCUGGUAGAAACACCAACCAAAACGGAACUGAACCUCCACCAGCUGAACUGUGAUAUUCUUCUUACAACUUGUUAAUUUGAGAAUUGAUCAGGAAAAACAAAUAUAAAUAGUGGCUGCGCAUCGUUGAGGUUGAUUCCUCAUAGCUUUUGACAUUAAACUGUCUUUAAAAAAAACUGGAUUAAACAAGAAAAUAUUCUCCAUGAUGUCAACCACCACAGGUUUCUGAAGAGCCGAAAAGAAGCUCAAGUCACCAUCUUGGCAGCUUCUGACUGCUCCUAACUCAAACUAAUGCGAGGAAACUUUAACCCUUUAUCAGGCAAAGAACUAUAUUUGGUAACUUCAGGUAAUAUUUUGAGAAAAAAUUAUUAGAUUA
Molecule: messenger RNA, 2325 nt
Organism: Centropristis striata (black sea bass)
Lineage: Eukaryota; Metazoa; Chordata; Actinopteri; Perciformes; Serranidae
Gene: xrra1
Product: X-ray radiation resistance associated 1
Exons: 17
Coding region: 137-2005 (622 amino acids)
Cellular component (GO): nucleus
Molecular function (GO): protein binding
Source: RefSeq, a predicted model, not a curated record